Messenger RNA from Penicillium riverlandense, 879 nucleotides. RefSeq lists its product as uncharacterized. The transcript has a single exon. Lineage: Eukaryota; Fungi; Ascomycota; Eurotiomycetes; Eurotiales; Aspergillaceae. The record is from RefSeq and is a predicted model, not a curated record. Bases 1 to 879 code for a protein of 292 amino acids.
AUGCUUGCAAUCAUCGGAGCAACCGGCAAGGUCGGCUAUAGCACAUCAUUAACGUUACGCAAGGCAGGCGUACCAGUCAGAGCUAUUCUCCGUGAUGCGUCAAAGGGGGCACCGCUACGUGAGAUUGGAUGCGAGAUCGCCAUAGCCGACCUACAGGAUUCUGUAGCCCUCGCUGAGGCGAUUCGCGAUGCUGAUACUGUCCAGGUCAUCCUUCCGCCCUUCCUGCAGGCGAAGGACACGACCGGGGAAAUGGUGAGAGCGAUCGAAAGCCUCGCGGACGCGCUCGAGAAGGCACGCCCGAAACGGGUGCUAGCGAUUUCUGACUACGGAGCUCAUAUUGCCUAUGACAUUGGGAUGCCUACGAUGUACCGUUUAUUCGAGGAGCGGCUCAGGCAACUCAAUUGCCAGAAGAUAUUCCUACGAUCGGCGGAACAUAUGCAAGGAUGGGGACGCGUUAUCCCACCGGCUAUAGCGUCCGGCACCCUACUGAGCUUUCAUGACCCGGCCGACAUGCUAUUCCCAACAAUCUCGGCGCCAGAUCUCGGCUUGAUCGCCGCUGACCUCUUGUUACAGCCUGCUGGUGAGAAGGAUGUGCAGGUUGUCCAUGCUGAGGGACCGCGCCGGUAUAGCGCCAACGAUGUCGUGACGGCAUUAAGCAAGCUAUUGGGCCGGACAAUCAAAAUAGAAUCCGUACCUCGUUCACAAUGGAAGGAGACUCGUGAGCGGGUCUUGACCGCAAACCUCGCCGAACUCUUGAUCAAAUUCAAUGAUGCCCAGAACAAGGGUGACUUAGUCGACGUCGAGCCAAACUCCAGCGAAGUUCGCUAUGGCGCGACAGACUUAAUUGACGCACUGCGGCCGCUCCUUCCGCCCCAGUGA